Molecule: messenger RNA, 2672 nt
Organism: Gopherus flavomarginatus (Mexican gopher tortoise)
Lineage: Eukaryota; Metazoa; Chordata; Testudines; Testudinidae
Gene: TTC16
Product: tetratricopeptide repeat domain 16
Exons: 13
Coding region: 569-2506 (645 amino acids)
Molecular function (GO): protein binding
Source: RefSeq, a predicted model, not a curated record
UCACGCCCACUGCGACCAAUCACAAAGACCGCACCGUACCACGUGGCAGUGCCAUCUUGUUUGCGGGCAGAAGGGAUUCACACCACGUGGUUUGGUGGGCGAUGCCAUUUUAAUUAUGGGCAGGAAAGGCUCAAGCCACGCGGUCUGCAGACGUGGCCAUCUUCCUUGUGGGCGGAAGUGCUCAGCCACCGUAAGCCGGCUGCGCUUGGUUUCCUUUAUGAGGAGCCUUUCGCUUUAUCUUUGCUGGUCUCUUGAUCAGACUGGAAGAGCUGGUGACUUAUGUAACGCACCAAGGGUCUUCGACUGCUUGCUUGUUGGCAGAGUUACCAGGCACAGGAUUCAUGCCUGCACGCUGCCUCAAAGCUGGCAGGUCAGAUCAACCCCCAGUCUGUCCCAUGAUGUAAUCAGCUUUCAUUCAUUGGUAGCUGAUGAGGGCCGUGUAUCACAAUAUCAGUCACGCUGCGUGGCACCAGUACGGGACAAGGAUGCCUCAGAAGAGUCUCCCUCAGUUGACGUUUGGGCAAGAAAAAAAGCUCCAUCACUACUAUGAGAUGAACAUCACGUUGUAAUGAUCCACGUUAUGGGAUCCCCUUCUCAAAUUAUUUUACCCAUUUGGAUCAUACGUGUAAAUGGCAGCUUUAAACCCAGGUCCACAUGGCUGUUAAACAUACAGAGCUGCCUGGAUACCGCCUGCCUAGCAACGAGGGACAUGAGCACUGAGAUGGAGGCCACGACCCCGCAGGAGGAGCCUGGGCAGAGCAAAGUAGGACUGGAGAUGAAGACAGAGACUAAAGGACUGUUCCCGACUGCUGUGUCCAAAGAGAAUCUCCGGGAGAGAUCCCUGCGACAGAUCUUUGGGUCCAGCCAGACUUUGCGAGACCUCAAGGACCCCAGCGGAGUGAAGUCCCCAACAGCGAUUGUGCGGAACAGGAUACUGGAGCACUGUCAGAGAGGGAAGGAGUUCUUCUCCCAAGGCGAGUGGGAGAAAGCUGUCAUUUGUUAUUCUAAAGCCAUUAACCUGAACCCCCAACAGGUGGAGUUCUAUGUACAGAAGGCAGAAGCCUUUCUCCAGCUCUGUGAUUUCCAGUCUGCUGUGCUGAACCUCAGAAAGGCGUAUUCCUUAUCCUCUGCAAAGGAAGAAUAUGUAAAGCGCAUGGCCUUCAUUAUUUACCUGCAGGGCCAAUGUCUGUUUGACCAAGAGGUCUAUUGGGAUGCUUUGGAGUCCUUCACUCGAGCCUCAGAGCUGCAGCCUGACAACUCACUCUAUCGCAGGAGGAGCAUUGCCUGUCUCGCAGCCCUGAACAGAUACCAUGACUGUUUUCGGCUCGUCAAUGAAGAGCUAGAUCAAGACUCAAAGAACCCAGAUCUGUACAUCCUGAGAGCCAAGCUGCAUGAGCACUUCAGUCGGGCUACCCUAUGUUACCAGGACGUCCAGGAGGCCAUUGCGCUAGAGCCGCGGCACGAAGAAGCUCAGCUUCUAAUGCAGAGGCUGCUGAAACGAGCACAGAAAGCCAAGAACCAGGCUAUGAAUAAGGCCCUGAAGGGAAACCUGAAGGAUGCCCUGCUCAAAAUCACCUUUGCCAUCGAGAACAGCCCCUUUGAUGCAGGAUACUUAAUCUUCAGAGGGACUCUACACAGAAGGGUCAAAGACUUCAACUCAGCCAUUGAUGAUUACAUCAAGGCCACAGAGCUCUGUGAAGAAGAGGGAGCUGUGGCCAUGGAGGCGCAACGGCAGCUCCUGCUCACGUACAACGACUUUGCAGUGCACUGCUAUACUCAGGGCUUCUUCGAAGAGGCUGUGCUGCUCCUCAACAAAGCCCUGAAAGGGGAGAAGAAUGAGAAGGGACUCUAUGUCAACAGAGGAGACUGCCUCUUCAGGCUGGGAGAGCUAACCUUUGCCUUGGCCGAUUAUCAGCAGGCGCUGGAAUUGAGUCCAAUGGACUUUAGUUUGCGAAGACGCAUUGGUAUGUUGCUGGAUGAACUAGGAUUGCAGGAGCACAAGCAGAGAAAGUACCAGCGGGCAGUAUACUGUUUCUCUGGUGCUAUCGAGAGCAACCCUCGCCUGCCACACUAUUACCUGCACCGGGCCAAGAGCCGCCUGUUCCUGCAGGAUGAGAUGAGUGCUAAGGAGGAUGUGAUCAUAGCUCUGUUGCUGGACCCUGAAAAUGAUGCGGUCCUACCUGUUGUAACCAGCCUCUUUCCAGGACAGGCCAUCCAGGAUAUUAUUAGCAGCAAGAUUGCAGAGGUUGCCAAAACAAUCUUGGAAAGAAAGCUUCAAGCCUGCUCGUACUCCAACAGCCCAGCUAAACUCAAAUGGCCGCCUGGAGCUCUGGAGGAUGAACCAAAGGAACCAGGUGCUCAGAGUGAAGAUCCCGAGAGAGUCCUGCAGGAUUCAGAGAGCGUCAUCAGCCCUUGUGCCACGGAACAUGAACUGUACAAGCAGAUAGCUAUCUCCAGAAGGACAGUGAGUAAAGUACGUGAACCUGUCUUGGAGGAGAAAAGGUGAGAAGGCAGGAAAAGUCAAUACAAAAACUGCUCCAGCUUUAUGUUGGAGACAGCACCUGAGCUGCCUGGGUUACAGACACUAAGCUGUGUUUCAGUGGAAAGUAGGUGCAUUUAGACUCCUUUCCUGCUACCUCAGCUCUAAUAAAUAUAUUGCUUCUCUCGCUUCA